AUGCAGGCAACUCAGAGUAGGCAGAAAUCAUAUGCAGAUAAAAGGAGGAGACUGCUUGAGUUUGAGGCAGGUGACCAUGUAUUCCUUAGAGUUACUCCUACAGCAGGGAUUGGGAGAGCACUGAAGGCGAGGAAAUUAACUCCUCGAUUCAUUGGUCCAUACCAGAUCACGAGAAGGAUUGGACCUACAGCGCACGAGAUAGCCUUGCCACCACACUUGGCAAACCUACAUAAUGUCUUCCACGUAUCGCAGCUUAGGAAGUACAUAGCAGAUCCUACUCAUGUGUUGGAGGAGGAUGAUGUGCAGGUGCGGGAGGACCUGAUGAUCGAAGUUGGACCAGUGAGAAUCUUGGAUUCUCAAGUCAAAUAG
Messenger RNA from Vigna unguiculata (cowpea), 369 nucleotides. RefSeq lists its product as uncharacterized. The record is from RefSeq and is a predicted model, not a curated record. NCBI's taxonomy places the organism in Eukaryota, Viridiplantae, Streptophyta, Magnoliopsida, Fabales, Fabaceae.